Molecule: messenger RNA, 1884 nt
Organism: Arachis ipaensis
Lineage: Eukaryota; Viridiplantae; Streptophyta; Magnoliopsida; Fabales; Fabaceae
Source: RefSeq, a predicted model, not a curated record
CUCCAAAAUUUAAAUUACAGUUACACCCUCACUCCCCUCUCUCGGUACUCCAUAGCCGCUACUUCAGCUUUCAAGUUUCAACUGCAAAAUUCAAUCUUCUUCAGCUAAAUCCGUUUCCAAUGCUUCAAAUAAAAUUUGGGCAUUCCUCACAUUCACCGAAAUGAUUCUUCACCUCAAUCAAAAUCGCUCCUUUCUCUUCGUAAAACCUAAGCUACCACCACCACCAUUGCAACCACAAACCCGGUUACGUUUUUCCCUCAAAGCUCGAACCUUUCGAGUUUUUAAGUCCACCCAUAUCGCUACUUUGAAUAACUUCUCUCCUGUUGAGUCUAAACGCGUGCCUCGUCAUGUGAAAAUUGAAGCUCAGCGUGUUCUUACGGAUUACUUGCAUUCAACACGUGGCUACAGCUUCUUGGAUGCUGAGUAUAUCAGUAAGAAUUGCCCCAACUUUGUUAAAUCUUUGAUUGCAAAUACUUUUGUUGGUGGAAAUGAUGUCGAUGUUGAUGUUGAUGGUGUUGCUCAUUCAUUGAGGAAGUUUCUAAGGUACAAUCCCAUUAACGAGUUUGAACCAUUCUUUGAGAGCAUAGGGAUUAGCCCCUCUGAGUUGCAAGAUUUUCUACCUAGUGGCAUGUUUUUCUUAGCUGAUGAUUCUGCUUUGGUUGAUAAUUUCCAUGUUCUGUGUAACUAUGGUGUCCCUAGGAACAGGAUUGGAGAGAUUUAUAAGGAAGCAAAAGAGGUAUUUGGGUACCCUAAGGGGUUCUUGUUGGAGAAAUUUAGAGAGUAUGAAGAAUUAGGGUUGAGUAAAUCAUUUAUCAUCAAGCUUGGUGUUUGUUGCCCUUCAAUUUUGGUUUGUGAUCAUCAUGGUGAAUUUGUGGUUGUUCUUGAUUGGUUAAAGAGAAUUGGGAUUGAAGAUGAUUGGAUUGUGAGUUACAUGUCUUAUUCAAGGACAUAUAGUUGGAAGAAAAUGCUUGAUGCUAUUCAACUUCUUGAUGAAGUUGGUUAUUCUGAGGAACAAAUGCACAAUUUGUUCAAGGCAAAUCCUAAAUUGUUAUUGGAAGGUUUUGGGAAGAAGCUACGCUUGUUUUUGGUUAGAUCACAUAAGUUAGGUGUUAAGGUGAAUGUUAUGUAUUCAUAUUUUAUGGAAUAUCCUCAUAUACUAUUAAACAAGUGUGCAAAAAAUUUGUUGAGAGUGAUUGAUAUUCUGUGUGCUAUUGGAAUGGAAACAGAUGAAAUUGCACGAAUUUUGUCUAAUUACAUGCAUCUAUUCAGCACACAUUCCUUCAAAGGUCCGAGAACUGUUAUCUCGGAGUUGAAAGUUGAGAAAGCCGAAUUACUCCAAGUCAUAAAGGACGAUCCACUGAAACUUAUAAGUAUGGCUUCAAGUUCGAAAAAGAAGAGCAUGGCGAAUGCAUUAAAAGUGUUCCGAGGGAGAGGUGAUCUAUUACAGGAGAGGUUUGAUUGUUUGGUAGAAGCAGGUUUGGACUAUAACAGUGUGAUUGGAAUGAUAAAAAGAGCUCCUACGAUUCUGAACCAAAAGAAAGAUGUAAUUAAAGAGAAGAUUCAUUUUGCCACAAACAUCUUAGGCUAUCCCUUAGAAAGCAUUGUGGCAUUCCCAACAUACUUUUGCUAUGAUUUGGAGAAGAUUGCUCAGAGGUUUUCAAUGUAUGCAUGGUUGAAGGAGAGGAAGGUAGUGAAUCCUUCCUUAACCUUGAGUACCAUAGUUUCAUCCAAUGAUAAACGGUUUGAAAAAUAUUUUGUAGAUGUGCAUCCUCAAGGUCCAACCAUUUGGAAAAAUAUAAAGAGGUUAUCAAAGAAAAACAAGAACAAGUAGUAACAGCUCCUUAUUUUGUAUUAUUUUCCUUAACAUGUUAAUUUUUACUAAUA